Messenger RNA from Trichomonas vaginalis G3, 1740 nucleotides. RefSeq lists its product as uncharacterized. The transcript has a single exon. The record is from RefSeq and is a predicted model, not a curated record. NCBI's taxonomy places the organism in Eukaryota, Parabasalia, Trichomonadida, Trichomonadidae. Bases 1 to 1740 code for a protein of 579 amino acids.
AUGCUUCAGUCCAAAUUAACAUCAACCCUUACAUAUACAUUGACAAAUGUAGUUUCCUCAUAUACCACAAUUACCUAUGCAAUUGAAACAAAUGAAAUAUAUUAUAUUUCUGUUUCAUCUACUCCAACUAUGUUUCCGGUAUAUACAGAAACCGAUUUUACAACCUAUGAUACAAUCCCAUCAACCUAUCCAUUACCAGAAAGCACCAUUAUUCUUCCACAGGAUAAAACGAAGAAUCUUCUAGAUAGAACAAAUACUUAUGUACCAACGUUCGAGUCAAAAGAAACAAUUGUUCAUAAACCAAUUCCAUAUCAAUUAACACUUAAUUCAAGUACACUCUAUAUGUACUCCACUGAAACAACGAUUUACACUAGCACUUAUACAGCAGAUAUAAAUAGUUCAGUCAUAUUUAAAUACACUGAAGUUACAACUUACACAGAUACUAUCAUUUCAUAUAAUCCAAUCAAUCAUCAAGAUGGGGAAUUAAAUGUUACAAGUUAUUCAUUCAUAGAUGUCAAUACUACAACUAGAACAGUAGUAUUCAAUGUAAAGGAGACACAACUGGAAAUUAAAACAAUUUCAUAUAAACUUUUAAAUAGCGUUUUAACAAUUUCAAGUGCUGAAAAUAAUAGUAUUAAUACAUAUGUUUGGGAUGCAUCACAAGUAGCUUCUGGUGCCUUUUAUUCAACCUAUGCUUACUUUGAUACAGAGACAGUCUUUGUAACAAAGAAUAAUGAAACAUAUUCUGGAACAUGGACUUCUACUCUUGUUCUUACAUUGUCAGCAACGAAAGCAAUCACAGACACAUUUGUACUUUAUCCUUCUGCUUCACAAACUGUAGUUCCUUAUAAUUUUAUAUCAAUAUCAACAGAUACAUAUACUGAAUACAUCAUAGAUGGAGCAUCAAAGACUUCGGGAUCUCAAAUAGAUAUAAUGCCAAGUCCAACUCCUCCACUCGGUUAUGCGUGGGGCCUUUUAGAGUCCUAUAAGACCAAAUACACAAAUACAAUUGUCACUGAAUAUAUUAAGACUUUCACUGCAUUGAAUCCUGGAGAAAAUGUUCAAAUGCCAACUAAUGUUUCAACUAGUUCAUUUAUUUUAAGUUUAUCGAAUAAUUCUGUUAUUAAAAUUGAAACUAUGGUUCCAACUAUAUCAACAACAAUAUAUAUAAAUACUGGUACUAAAUUGACAUUUGUUAUGGGAGAUACAAUAACAUAUAUAAUGAAGGAUACCAAUACUUUCUUAUCAACAAUCAUUAGUGGGACAUUUAAAUAUGCUGAUAUUUCAUUUACAUCAAAAACUUCUACAAUUCCAAAAUAUAUUGAAACAACUAUUUCAUCAAUUACAGUUACUUGGACAUCAUUUCCAUUUAAGUUGACAGAUAUUCCUACUUACACACUAGUUCCAUCAAGUAUAUACACAGUUAUCAAAUUACCAAAUGAAACAAACAUAACAACAUUUACAUACACUUUAGUAAACACAAUCACAAGCCUCCGAACACAAUUAACAGACGGAUACACUAUGUUAUCAACUAUUCAACAAAUGACUGCAAGUACUAUUAUUCCUACUAAUGGAAGUAAAAAUACAUAUAUAGUAAGUCUUACUCUUACUCCUGCACCGACACUAAUAAAAACUCCAAGUUCAACACCAAGAAAACCAAUUCCAUUGAGAACGCUGGAUCCAACGAUGACUCCAAAACGACCAAUACUGAUCCAGGAACAGAUUCAAGACUUACUUUAA